Molecule: messenger RNA, 3133 nt
Organism: Lineus longissimus
Lineage: Eukaryota; Metazoa; Nemertea; Pilidiophora; Heteronemertea; Lineidae
Product: solute carrier family 40 member 1-like
Exons: 9
Coding region: 360-2300 (646 amino acids)
Biological process (GO): iron ion transmembrane transport
Cellular component (GO): membrane
Molecular function (GO): iron ion transmembrane transporter activity
Source: RefSeq, a predicted model, not a curated record
AAUGGUUUUCUAAUUGAAACAAUAUGCUAGAGCUCUGCUAGCCUGGCAUAGCAUCGAUUCUGUUGGUGGAUAUUAUAAAUACCUGUGAUGAAAAUGACCUUUCACUCUCGGCAUCUUGAACUAGGGCUGGGUGGGCUGCAGGGCCGGUUAAUUUUAUUCACAGCAUAAUUAAAGGCAUAUAUAAUGCGCGAGUUUUCUCAAACCUUACCAUCGUCAUAUUCGGGACAGAAAUUCUGAAGUUUCGUAUUUGGUAGAAAAUCUGGACUCCUGCAUGAUUUUGUAUGCAAAGCAAAAUCCAAUCCAUCUAUGAAAAACUCUCGUAACUUACCUGAGUGAUCAGUGAUACUGACCAUUCAAUCAUGGAACCUGAACCUAUUGAUAGUGAAGAUGAGGUCGAGGUUGAGAAAGCAGCACCACUCAUUGAAAGAAAUGGUAAUAAAAGUGAUCCCAGACUCCAGGAUGAUGAAGAAUGUGAAGAAGAAGAAGAAGAAAAAGAAGAAGAAAAAGGUUGUUGUGAAAAGUUUAGAGAUUGGCUACACAGUGUUUUUUUCCUGGUCUACUGCAGCCAUCUGUUGUCAACUUGGGGAGAUCGGAUGUGGCAGUUCGCCGUUGGCCUGUUCCUCGUCAGCCUUACCAAGGACUCGCUACAGCUAACUGCUAUCUAUGGGUUUUCCUCUGGAGCUUGUGUGCUGUUGUUCGGAGCAGUAAUCGGGGACUGGGUGGACAGGAAUCCAAGGCUCAAGGUUGCCAGGACAACGCUCAUCAUCCAGAAUCUCAGCGUCAUGAUCUGUGCCGUUGUCCUUUGCAUGAUGUUGGUGUACCCGGUUGCUAUGGCAACAGUCUGGGAUGGAUGGCUCAACAACAUCUGUCAAAUACUCGUCAUUGUUUUUGCCGAUAUUGCUAUCCUCGCCAGCACUGGACACAAGAUUGCGAUUGAGCGAGACUGGGUGGUGGAAAUCUGUGAACGGAAGACGACAACUAUGACAAGGAUGACAGCUAUUCUUCGCCGCAUUGACUUAACAACCAACAUUCUAGCUCCUGUGGGGGUUGGCCAGAUAUUUACAUUCGGAUCUCUCUUCAUCGGUGCCGUCUUCAUCGCCGUGUGGAAUUUGGUCUCGUUCUUCAUCGAGUAUUACCUCUUGUGGAGAGUAUAUCACGCGGUCCCAGCCCUGGCUUCAAAGGCUAAAAAGACACAAGGACAAGGAGAUGGCAGUAUUGAAAAUGGCGAGCUGCAGCCAAUCGCAGCAAUGCCAGACGUCAAAGUGCCCGAACCGUCCAAGAAAUGCCCAAACAUUUGUUACAAGAUCUUUGGUACCUUUAUCACCCUGGUGAAAGGCUGGCGUUGUUACAUGCGACAGAGUGUGCGGUUUGCUGGCCUGGGACUGGCGUGUCUCUACAUGACUGUGUUGGGUUUCGAUAACAUCACCAUUGGUUAUGCGUACUCUCAAGGGAUGUCCGAGUCCAUAUUGGGUGUCAUGAUGGCCCUCGGGGCAAUAACAGGAAUCCUUGGUACUUACGGUUUCCAGUAUUCAAAAGGAAAAGUCGGAUUAGUACGGACUGGUUUGUUCUCCCUAUGGGGUUUAGUGGCAUGUCUGACACUGUGCGUGGCAUCGAUAUGGGUCCCAGGGAGCCCCUUCGACCCCUAUCUAAAUCAUAACACUCUGAAUGAUUUUGAUUCAAAUUGUACUAUCUCAUCAAUAAAUUCAUCUUUAUACGGCUCAGGUUCAAACUCUGGCCUGGGAUUUUCCAUGGACGAUCACAAGGAGUUGCCAGAUAUGACGCGAACGAAUCUACCGUUUGUUAACCAGAACUCUACCCCAUUCAAUGACUCUUCUUUAAAUGAUACGCUGGAUUCAGGAGACAGUGGAUUUCAAUUGCCAACUGGUGCAUGUAUCAAUUCAACAGCGGAGGAUAAGAAUUUCUUCUCGCUGGCAUUGCUGAUGACAGGAAUCAUCACUGCUAGGUUUGGUUUAUGGAGUGCAGAUCUCGUCAUCACACAGUUGGUACUAGAAACGGUUGUGGAGACAGAACGUGGGACUGUCAACGGCGUGCAGAGCUCACUGAACAUGCUAAUGGACAUGAUCAAGUUCAUCCUCGUCAUCAUCGCACCUGACCCUCACACGUACGGAAUCCUGAUCCUCAUAUCGUUCAUCUUCAUCUGUCUCGGGUUGAUCUGCUAUGCUGUUUAUAGCCGGAAAGUGCGUGGUCAUCUGUUUCAUUUCAACAAGUGCGGCGGAGGAAAGCAGGCCCAGAGUUCACCGGUGCAGACUGUGGAACCAUCUCCUGUCGAAUUGGCAUAGGACAUAACGUUCAUUUAUAAAAUUGUCUGCCAGGUGCAAGUACACUAGUUAAGUCAGGCAGACAGGUCCUUUUUAGAAUCAAAAACAGAAGCACAGAAGGGUUGAAGCGACCGUUGACAAGCACCGGGAAUUUGGCAUGGAUCUCAUAAUCUUUAGAAAAGUAACACUUGAUAGACUCUACUACCUCAGUUGCAAUUUUUAACCUCGCUUUUAAGGAGAGAUUUAUUCAAUCAUCCAGCCUUCAUUUUCAAAAUUCCAGCUGGGUAUUGGUUUUUGAAGAUAUUGUUUAAGGAAUUGAUACCGAACUGGAGGUGUUGACGGCCUCACCAAAAUGGCAAGGGUGGAGCUAAAAUGUAGACCAAAACCGAGGCAUAUCAAUUUCUAUUCUAAAACAUCUCUAAUUAGAUAAUGAAUGAUGUGGUUUUAAAUGCUUUUUGACUGCUUCCAUACUUUGUGGUUAUGGUUCCCCAAUCAUAACCGCGGAAGUCAAAAUGAGGCACCGUAGUCGUAUAGUGUAUUUACACUGUAAACUGUGGUUCAUUGUAAAUCUAGAUGUUUUAGAAUAUGAAUCUCAAUGAUGUUUGUUUCAUCAAAUUGUUGUUUGAAGUUUUCUAGCAACAUAGUUGUCCCCCUGUUGACCGCUCUGAAAACUUCUUCAGAACAGCUUAUAGGUUUUAGUUCUAUUCUCUUCAUCUGCUCUUUAAAAAUACUUGUAUAUUUUUCUAGUUGUUGUUUUUAUUUUAAUGUACUUUUUAACCUUUAGGUGCUGAAUGUACAUAUAUGAAUGAAAGAUACCCGUGAUAAUAAGAAAUGAUUUAACAAAGAAUUUAAUU